Hyphopichia burtonii NRRL Y-1933 is the source of this 1650-nucleotide messenger RNA. RefSeq lists its product as uncharacterized. Lineage: Eukaryota; Fungi; Ascomycota; Pichiomycetes; Serinales; Debaryomycetaceae. The coding region runs from base 1 to 1650 and encodes 549 amino acids. The transcript has a single exon. The record is from RefSeq and is a predicted model, not a curated record.
AUGUACAUACCAGUUAGUGAGCUCUUACUGAGCCCGACUCAUAGGUCGCUGGUAUUGGCUCUAUAUAAAUCAUUGUUACGCAAUAUAAGGCACCUUCCUGUUCCUCAUCAGACCUCGAAUCAAAUCGAGCAUCCUCAUCGAGAAAUAAAUAGAGAAUUGCAAAAACUUAGAAAUGACCCAGCAUCAUACCGAAAACUUUUGAAAACAGAACUUGAGUACUCCCUCCAGGAAGAGUUUAGGACGGGAGUGCCGCAUAAUCAAUUCAUUGGUGACAUUCUUUAUAAGAGACUCAAACGGGGGGUUGAUCUUGACGAAGCACUUCUGGCUGUGAAAGAAUCCAAUGAGGUGAAGAAUUGGUUAGUUUUACUAGAGAAAUUAGUUCAUUAUAGACUCAAGAGGUUCCGUGAUCAAGUAUGGAGAGGUCAGAACGUUGAAAAGAUGAGUAAGAUCAACGAAAGAAGAAAUCACAAUAAAUCCGGUCUCAGACAUGUAUCGAUAAAAGGGCCCAAUAAGAGACCAAAAAACUAUAAUAAGCUAAAUCCAAAUGAGAAAUUGGAUAGGCUCGCUUCCACCCUAGACGAAUCGAGGGCUAACUCGUGGAUGGUUCUUUGCCGAUUUUUAAAACUUUCACAACAACAGUCAUUAAUACCGAACCCAUUUCUUCUACCUAAUGUCACCCGAGAUUAUAAUGUUAAGACCGAUGAUUUGUUUUCACCUUCUCAGAUCUUACCUGGAUCGACGAAGAUGUCGAUCAUGAAGCAAGCAUAUGACAUGGAGUACGUUAAUGGUAUAAUCAAACCAAGUUUAGAGUAUGAUAUCAAUAAAAGACAUUAUCUUGAGAAACUACAACAAAUUGUUAAUGAAAAGGGCCCUCAGCUAGUGAGAGUUCGUAUGAAUACUGCAGGAGAGGUCGCAAUACCAAUAGUCAAUAUCCCAACUAACAACACUGAUAAACUACGGGAAAUAGCAUUGGAUACUAAAUGGCUGGUUGCAUUAUAUAAUACCGAGAGAGUUUGGAAUUCGCUGAGAAACGAAUCUUUAAGUAAAUGUGGUCAAAUAUUCCUGGACGGAAGUGUUGCAGUGAAGAGGAGUGGUGGUUUUGGCUUAGAUGAAAGAAUAUUCCCGAGAUGGUAUUACGAUGAUCUCGUUGAAGGUGAAGCAAUCUGGGAGUUCAUCAUUAAUAAAGCUGGGAAUGACCGGGUAAAAUCAAAUGACCAAAAAGAAUAUGAAUCAAUUUUACAAUCUUGGAUGGAACCACUUGAUAUUACACCUAUUGUCCUCAAAUCCAAAUUCAAUCAAUUGAGAAGUAGACAUUCUGAUCGAAAAACACUAAACCAGGCCCAAGAGGAAAACCAGCAUAAGCAAAAUUCCCAUUAUGAUUUGCAAGUGAGAAGACUCAAUGGAAUCACGGAUUCUCUAGAGAAAAAUCGAGUAUUCAAGCAUUCAGAAAUUGUUAACCCGGAUAAGGUUACUAAAACUUACAAUGAGUAUUUAGAAAAGGCAAAGACUCCAACCAAAAAAACAUUUCCUUCUGGAAUACCAGUUUUAGAACGAAUUGGUAUGGGUAAAACUUUGGGUGAUUACAUUGAUGAACAAGAUUAUCAUAAUUUCAAAUUUGGGAAAACCUUCAAACCAAGAUUCAAACUUUAA